AUGCUUGUCGCUUCCAAUGCAAAUGUGAUCCAGACCAAACUGCAACUUGGGAAAGAGAAGGAAGAUACAGGCAAACCAGAACAAGCUGAAGCAGUUUUCAUCAGUAUACACUUCAAUUUGGAGCCAAAAAGCCGCUUUGAACUCGAACCUAUGUUUUGGUUCCAAUGUGCUCCUUUUCAAAGGUCUCAGCAUCCCCAUGCUACCUCCUGCCGGCACUUCCACCUGGGUCCCCAGCCUCAGCUCUCCGCCGACUUCACCCUGCCUCACGCGGUGCAGCCCCAGCCGGGGCUGACCCCCCACAUGGCCCCCGCGCACCAGCACAGCGGCCCCUUGCACCAGCCCCUGGCACCAGUGCCAGCCCUGCCCUUCCAGGACGUGGCCGGUCCCUCCUUCCUACCUCAGGCGCUUCACCAGCAAUACCUCCUCCAGCAGCAGCUCCUCGAGGCACAGCACCGCCGGCUCAUGCCCCAUCCCAGGCGGGCUCAAGAGCGCAUGUCUGUUCAGCCUCACCGUCUACACCCCAGCUUUGACUUCAGCCACCAACUGCAAACACCACAACCCAUGGGGCCCCAGCCCAGGUAUUUAGCUGAAGGCACAGACUGGGACCUCAGUGUCGAUGCAGGACUGACUCACACCCAGUUCCAGGUCCGGGCGGUCCCUCAGCCCUAUCAGCAUUACUUAGCUACACCUCGGAUGCACCACUUCCCCAGAAGCACAUCCUCGACACAGAUGGUUGUUCAUGAAAUCAGAAAUUACCCUUAUCCUCAGCUUCAGUUGCUUGCUCUUCAGGGACUGAACCCAAGCAGGCACACGUCCGCUGUGCGGGAGAGCUAUGAAGAGCUGCUGCAGCUGGAGGACAGGCUGGGCAGCGUGAGCCGGGGCGCCGUACAGAACACCAUCGAGAGGUUCACCUUCCCCCACAAGUACAAGAAGAGAAGACCACAGGAGGGCAAGGCUGAGCAAGAAGAUGGAGAGGAGUCAGACACUGAUGAGAAAUGCACAAUCUGUCUGUCCAUGCUUGAAGAUGGAGAAGACGUCAGGCGGUUGCCCUGUAUGCAUCUCUUCCACCAAGUGUGCGUGGACCAGUGGCUGGCCACCAGCAAGAAGUGCCCGAUCUGCAGGGUGGACAUUGAAACACAGCUCGGCUCGGACAGCUGAAAGGACUGGCUGGACACACCAUUUUCCUUACCAGGUCGUAUGGCCAUAAACCCUUGCAGCAAAAUUUUUGCCUUCUGAGCCAUUUGAUUGAGAGGAAAAGUCUGCAGGCACGUUAGUGAGGAGGAGGAGGAGGCGGUACAAUAUCUAGCAGUAGGAGAUAUUGCACAGACGCAGGAUACGGGCCCGGUGAAAGGGAGCUGGCAUUCCCGGAGCUCAGAGACCCCGUGCUGCAGAAGAUUUAGUGUUGAACAUGAAGGAACUAGUUGUGGUAGUCUGGCCUGUCAAUCCUGCAUUUCAUGAGGAUUGUAUAUAUACCUCUCGAAUACGUAGACACAUGUUAGGGGUCCUUUAGCUAUUUCUAUGGAUGGCAGCUGGAGCAUGUUAGCUUAAGAAAUGUUGUGUUUGAUGCCCUACUCAUCUUGUGGUGGACAUGUUGCUGUUACCUAAUUUGCACCAAAUAUUUUUUCAUAGAUUCCUUAUUUUGGUGCCUGAUUAAUACAUUGAAGAGGGGGAAUAAAGAGGUCAAGCUUUCCCACCCUUGGGGGGGAAGAGGCGAAAAAGCAAAAU
This is a messenger RNA of Phaethon lepturus (White-tailed tropicbird), 1725 nucleotides long. It is a transcript of the gene ARK2C, whose product is annotated as ring finger protein 165. Gene Ontology annotation, molecular function: ubiquitin protein ligase activity; zinc ion binding. The transcript is spliced from 9 exons. The record is from RefSeq and is a predicted model, not a curated record. Gene Ontology annotation, biological process: positive regulation of BMP signaling pathway; motor neuron axon guidance. NCBI's taxonomy places the organism in Eukaryota, Metazoa, Chordata, Aves, Phaethontiformes, Phaethontidae. The coding region runs from base 1 to 1158 and encodes 385 amino acids.